Molecule: messenger RNA, 833 nt
Organism: Mycotypha africana
Lineage: Eukaryota; Fungi; Mucoromycota; Mucoromycetes; Mucorales; Mycotyphaceae
Product: B-cell receptor-associated protein 31-like-domain-containing protein
Exons: 8
Coding region: 112-660 (182 amino acids)
Biological process (GO): intracellular protein transport; endoplasmic reticulum to Golgi vesicle-mediated transport
Cellular component (GO): endoplasmic reticulum; endoplasmic reticulum membrane
Source: RefSeq, a predicted model, not a curated record
AUAUUCUUUACGUGUGCAAAACAACAAGAUUUUUCUUUCAUUUUAUUCAAUAAUCAACACUCAUUUUCAUCGUUUCCCAAGCAAGCAUUUUCUGUUUAAUAGUUGUAUAAAAUGGCUUUAUACUAUGGAAUCGUAUUCGGCAUUCUAACUGUUGAGAUCUUUCUCUUUUUCUUAUUUUUGUUGCCUAUUCCUACUCGCUGGCAAAAGCCUGUUUUCCGUUGGUUGGCUACUUCACCGAUUAUAGCGCAUACACAUUAUGCCAUGAAGGUAGUGUUCGCAUUCAUUUUUGUGCUGUUCCUUGAUGCUGCCAAUACACUUCGCGCCUUUUAUGAGGUUGUCACCCCUAAUGAUACCACGAGUGUGCCUGUCGCUGGUAACUCUGACUUGAGAGCCGAAGUGGGACAAGCUGCCAAAAAGUUCUAUGCUCAAAGAAACCUUUAUCUCACUGGUUUUACCAUUUUAUUACUGCUCAUCUUGAACAAGAUCAAAUCCAUGGCCAUGGACUAUAUCCGAUUGGAAGAUCAGUUGAUCGAGCUUGAAGGAGCCACUUCCACUGAUCCUGAAGUUCGAAAGGCCAGUCGAGAAAUUGAUACCUCUCCUAUUGAAGCUGCAGUCACAAAACUUGAGCCUGUCAAACAACCCAAUAAGAAGGAGGAUUAGAUAGAUGGGAUGCUCUCUCUUGAAAGGCAGCACUGUGUACCAUGAAAUGCCUAUUGAGAAAUUCAGACCAUACUCCAAUUUUUGAACCUAGUCAUUAGUUUUUGUUUUUGCUUUCAUCAUCAAAAUGCCCUGUAAGAAAUAAAACAACGACUUUUUUUUUUUUUUUUUUUUUU